Heteronotia binoei (common prickly gecko) is the source of this 1785-nucleotide messenger RNA. RefSeq names its product membrane primary amine oxidase-like. Gene Ontology annotation, biological process: amine metabolic process. The transcript is spliced from 3 exons. The record is from RefSeq and is a predicted model, not a curated record. Lineage: Eukaryota; Metazoa; Chordata; Lepidosauria; Squamata; Gekkonidae. Gene Ontology annotation, molecular function: copper ion binding; quinone binding; primary methylamine oxidase activity. Gene Ontology annotation, cellular component: plasma membrane. The coding region runs from base 1 to 1785 and encodes 594 amino acids.
AUGGAUCUGAAAACUGUCCUCCUCUGGCUGCUUCUAGUCCUGGUUGCUGCUUUGGCCUUAGUUUGCAUCUUAUUGCUUCCAAGUGAAAAACACACCAGCUGUGAUGACCAGAUGAAAGGCUCCCUGAAGCAUCCACACAGUGACCAGAGCUGGAUCUUUGCUGAUCUGACUCAAGAGGAGAUGAUCCAGGUGAUGCGGUACUUGAAGUCCAGCCUCGGGGUACAUUUAGAAGAUGCUUCUCAUGCCAGCCCUGCCGAUAACCUCAUUUAUUCCAUUGACUUGCAGCUGCCACCCAAAGCAGAGUCUCUCUUGUUCUUGGAUCAUGGCGGAAGCCGUCCCCUUCGGCAGGCACUGGUUGUUGUAUAUUUUGGAAACCAGCCAGAUCCAAAUGUCACAGAGUAUGUGGUGGGCCCGCUCCCAGAACCAAUGUAUCACCAGGACGUGACGCGACAGAAGUAUGGCGGGCACAUACCCUAUUAUCGCAGGCCCCUGCUAGAUGCUGAAUUCCAGCAGAUGACACAUGUUUUGCACAAUGUGGUGUUCCCCACAGCCCCGAGCUUCAUGAAGGAAGUAUUGAAUUACGAUGGGAACGGUCUAGCAGCGAUGAUCACAGCCCCUCACGGACUGAAAUCUGGGGACCGUGCUACUUGGCUAGUUCUGUUCCAGAAUGUAACUGGCUACUUUUUACAUCCGGUAGGACUGGAGGUGCUAUUAGAUCACAGCAGCCUGGAUAUCGACGAAUGGGCAGUGAAGAACGUGUUCUACCGUGGCCAGUACUACAGGGAUAUGGCACAGCUGGAGAGAGAAUUCACCGAGGGGCAUGUGCCCGUGGAAAUGAUCAGGAGAGUCCCAAUGGAUGGGGAUUUCUCCUCCCUGAAACCCCGAGUGCAGCCUACAGGACUGGGCCCUUUUUCAUACAAGCCUUCCGGGCCACGUUACAGUGUGAGAAACAACCAAGUUGUCUCUUCACUCUGGAGCUUUGCCUACAGGAUGGACAUCAGCAGGGGGCCGCGUCUGUUUGAUAUCCGAUUCCGCGGCCAAAGGAUUGUCUAUGAGCUCAGUGUGCAGGAUGCCAUGUCGGUCUAUGGCUCCAAUAGUCCCGGUGGGAUGUCAACUCGGUACAUGGAUGGGAGCUUUGGAAUUGGGAGGCUUACCCACUCCCUCGUACGAGGGGUCGACUGCCCUUAUUCUGCUACAUACCUUGAUGUUUGCUUUCUAGCUCAAGCCCAAAGGCCCACUGUCACUCGAGAUGCCCUCUGUGUUUUUGAGCAGGACGCAGGGGCUCCACUUCGACGGCAUUUCUCCAGGCGUCAGUUGCUCUACUACGGGGGUCUGCCUGCCACUACGCUGAUUUUGCGCUCUGUGACUACCUUGGGCAACUAUGACUAUGUCUGGAAUUUCAUGUUCCAUCCAAACGGUGGCAUUGAAAGCAAAGUCCAAGCCACAGGUUAUAUAAGCUCAUCUUUUCUCUAUGGUGAUGGAUUGGACUAUGGCAACAGGGUUGGGGACCACACUCUGGGAACAGUCCAUACCCAUUCUGUUGGCUACAAGGUAGACCUGGAUGUUGGUGCUUUUGCCAGACACAUCCAGUCACUGCGCAAAGCCGGGACGCCUGAUCCCUUUCUUGAGCCCGGGAGUCGCAGCCAGCAGACAGACAAACAAGCAGAGCUGCUGGGUAAGAGAGCGCGGGCGCUGAGCGCACACCCUUUGUCAGGAGGGGAACCGAAGCGCCUCGAUGUUAUCUAUCUGUGUCAAGUGACUAAUUACAAGGUGUUCCUGAACUAG